GUGCUCACGGUGCUGGCAGCCGUUCUGUUCGUUCGCCAGAAAUGCUCCGGCUGGGCUGCGUACUACCGUUGAUCGGCGCGGGCCUGGCCCUACGCCUUGUCGUACUCCACACCAACGACAUGCACUCCCGGAUAGACGAGAUAGCCGCCUCCACCGCCGCCUGCCGCCCCCCGGCGCCCUGCUACGGAGGAUUCGCGAGGGUGGCUGCGGUUGCCGCUUCCAUGAGGGAUAACAACACCAUCUUCCUCAAUGCCGGGGAUAACUUCCAAGGGACACCCUUCUACUUCGUCUUCAAGUGGAGGAUAAUAGCUCAACUCAUCGACAAGUUAGGGAUCGACGUAAUGAAACGAUAUGAUGAAUUGAUAAGACAACAGUCGACUGACCGUUAUCUUACGUCAGUAGACUUACUAUCUAAAACACUUCAGCUUCCUCCCAGGAUCAGUAGUCUAGUGUAUAAAGAUUGGCAGAUGAUCACUCAUGACGGUGUGGAGACAGUUAGCGAAAAUGGCAUUUGA
Nezara viridula (southern green stink bug) is the source of this 515-nucleotide messenger RNA. The record is from the annotation of a GenBank genome assembly. Lineage: Eukaryota; Metazoa; Arthropoda; Insecta; Hemiptera; Pentatomidae.